CUCUCUUAAUUGCAGCAACUGAUUUUCUAAGUUUUCACUUUAUGGCGCCUGUGUCCAUAACCAUACGGGCAUUGUCUGUGCUUCUUUUGGUGUGGAAUUGGAAUUUAAGGGUCCAAGCUAAACCUCAAGUUCCUUGUUACUUCAUCUUUGGUGAUUCUCUGGUUGACAAUGGAAACAACAUGCUCCUCCCUACACUGGCUAAGGCACUCACCCUUCCCUAUGGGAUUGAUUUUCCCAGAGGACCAACAGGAAGGUUUACUAAUGGAAGAACAGUUGCGGAUGUUGUCACUCAACUCUUGGGUUUCGAAGAUUUUAUUCCACCCUAUGCAGCUACAAGUGGCCCAGAACUAGUAAGAGGAGUGAACUAUGGCUCUUCAGCCUCUGGAAUUAUGGAGGAUAUUGGACAAGAAUUUGGUCCCGUGAGUGGUUUGAAUAGACAGUUAGAUAAUCACAUGAACACCGUUUUACAAAUGGUAAGCAUGCUUGGGGACUAUGAUGCCGCAGCCGGUCACCUCGGCCGGUGUAUCUACUCGGUCGGAAUGGGUAGUAACGAUUACCUUGGUUACUUAGAUCUGCGAAGGAGCAGCCAAUACACACCGGAACAAUACGCUGAUACUCUUAUCCAACGCUAUUCUGAACAACUAAAGACAUUGUACAGUUUUGGAGCAAGGAAGGUGGCAAUAGUGGGAGUUGGUCCUGUAGGUUACUCUCCCUUUGCGAUUACUGCAUGUAAGGGUCGCACUGGUUGGAGUUGUGUGGACAAACUAAACAAUGCAACUCAGCUUUUCAACGACAGGGUUAAGGCCCUUGUCGACAGCCUCAACAAGAAUCUACCGGCGGCAAGAUUUACCUACUUGAACGCAUUUAAUAUCCUUCAUGAUGUUUCCAACAAUCCUUCAUCUUAUGGAAUUAGGGUGACAGAUAGUUCAUGCUGUCAGAAGGCGCGUAAAAAUUCUCAAUAUGCAUGCAUUCCUUUUCAAAAGCCAUGCGAAAAUAGGACCCAAUAUAGCUUCUUUGAUUCUUUUCAUCCAACAGAAGCUGUAAAUUUGAUCGCUGGAAGGAGGUAUUACAAGGCUGAAUCUCCUCUUGAUGCAUAUCCGAUUGACAUCCAUGGCCUUGCUCAGCUCUAAAUUAGCUACAAAGAUUAUAUAUAUAUAUAU
Messenger RNA from Telopea speciosissima, 1160 nucleotides. RefSeq names its product GDSL esterase/lipase At5g45670-like. Lineage: Eukaryota; Viridiplantae; Streptophyta; Magnoliopsida; Proteales; Proteaceae. Bases 42 to 1130 code for a protein of 362 amino acids. Gene Ontology annotation, molecular function: hydrolase activity, acting on ester bonds. The record is from RefSeq and is a predicted model, not a curated record. The transcript has 5 exons.